Molecule: messenger RNA, 129 nt
Organism: Ambispora leptoticha
Lineage: Eukaryota; Fungi; Glomeromycota; Glomeromycetes; Archaeosporales; Ambisporaceae
Source: the annotation of a GenBank genome assembly
AUGGAUAAACCCUGUUCAUCUGGAAGAAAAUCGAGCUGUCCAUCGGAGCAAAUUGGCAACGAGCUAGGUGUGGAGUGCAUUCGAUUUCCUUUGUUUUGGCAUCAACCGAUGAAGAGAAGACAAAAAUGA